AGGUUUACGGCUGGAUUCUGGCUUGAAAGCAGUGAAAAUGUGGCCAUAUGAGGUUACAAGAGAUUUUGCUGAGUUUUGCAUUCACAUGUUUAUGCCACUUAAUCAGCCUGCCAUGCAAGAACUGAUGCUUUGAAGUGCUGGUGCUUAGAAAAUGGAUGUCUCCCCAAAGUCAGGAGAAACUCUGAUCGUGUGCCACAUCCAUGGCCAGUCUUUUGGGUGGCACCUAUAUAACUCUGUACAGACAUCCAAACAGCCACGCACUUUGAAUCUAACCCACAGUAUAUCCCUGCCUGAGAGGGGAGAUCUGCCGAGGGAAGCACUUGACUAUGGCAGUCUAAGCCACACAAGCAAGUUAAGUUCAACAGAAGCAGAGGACAAAAAGAGGACUGAAAAUUCUAGAGGAUAUGAAUCGUCCCCAAUGCUUCGUGCUCUGUCAGAGAACUCUCCAUCGACCAGUCCUCAACUGAAAAAAGAGCCAUCGCUUUGCAGAGGUACUCCCAAAUGGCAAAACCUCUUCAUUCCUGAAUCAGAAGUUAAUGAGGAUGAAGAGGACGAGGACUCGGAUGGAGACAACUUGCACAAGUACCAUGAGGGGUCAUCCCUUCAACUACAAGGAAAUGUGACUCAAAGUAAUACGAAUCCUUUUAGCCAAGUUAAAGAAAACAAAGAACAAGAGAGGGAGUUUGAUACAGGUUGCGGGGAUUGCAGGGAUAGCAGAGCAACCCCUGUAUUAAUGGACUGUGAUGAACAGGAUUGGGGUGAUGAGGGAGACUUCAGUAACCAUACUCUCGAGGAACCUGAUAAUAGCUGGGCUCCAACGGAAAACCUUAUCGAAUCCAUUACUCAAAACCAAACAGACUAUAUCACUGACUCUUCCUGUAACAGCUCAGAUGGAGUACUAGUUAACUUCAGUGCCAUCUACCACAAAACCAACAACGUAGUUCCUGCAACUCCACUAAAUCUAGAUAGUCCUGGAUCUGGUACAGUGUUUCAGGACAGCUCAAACCCUUUGCCCAGCUGGUCAUCUCACAGCACUGAUCUAAACUGCAACAUCUACCCAUUCAACUCUGAUGGCUUCCCAUCAAUGGAAAUUUCUGACCUCACUAUGUGUCUGAAGAGUCAGGCACGGUUAGCAGGUUCCACUCAGAAUUACUAUAAACUGGUGACGUGUGACCUAUCAUCCCAAUCUUCACCUAGCCCAUCUUGGUCCUCUUUGACUAGUUUCUCUGAGACUCAAAGCCAGAGAAGCUGUUCUCCAUCUUCCGAAUAUUUCCUAUUCGGACAUUCAGAGGAAGAGGAAAGGGAGAAGCCAAAGGUUUUCCAAACUGAACACAAGAAACAGGAUGAUUCAGAGAUGGCAGCAAAGUUCCUGAGUGCUGACAAUAGUAGUCAAUCCAAUCCAGAAGGUACAUGUGCUUCAUUCUCAGAUGUUGUGCGGUACACAAAAGCACAAAGGCCCACCUCUCUCCCCAUCCAGCCCUUUGUGCUUCAGGCACCCUCAGGAAAACAACAGACCAAAGCACUUGGUUCCCUUCUUAAUCAGUACAUUAGCUACAAGUACAGCAGGCCUGGGCCAUCCAAAGCUACUUGCAAAAGCAAGGCAUAUCCACAUCAUAAGCAACCCUCACCUCUCAGGAGUUCCUCUAACAUCCACCUGGAGGCAGCGAUCAGUUCAGACACUUGUUCCACCUGCACAUCAAGUCCUAUUUUGCCCCUUAACCCCGUCCAGUGUACCCAGCACUGCACACUAUUGGGGCUCAUUCACCAGGACAGAAAUCCACAUAUGAGUCCAAAUAUUAGACCAAGAAGCCCUCAAAGCCCAGAGCAAACAGAUGGGAGUCCAAAUGCCUGCUUAAGACAAACACAGUUAAGCCAAAAACAUUCUUGGUAUGGAAAACAAGAUCCUCAGAACUGUCCACUAGAGCAGGUUCCCAUUGUUCAGCCUCAAACUCCACCAGUAAUCAAAGAGGAGACUACAGGUCCUUUGGAUGCAUCCUUCCCUUUACAUCAAAACCCCUCCCCUGCAAUUACCUCAGUCACCUCCUUGACCUCUAUCACCUCCCUCAUCUCUCUACCAGGCUCUGGACAGAAAGCCCUUUGGCCUUUUGAAGCUUCAUCAAAGGUCUGCACCAAUGAAGAACUUAACACCAACGCUCAACACAUCUUUAGAUCAAGGAGGUCACCUUGUGUUAUGAGGGAACGUCAACAUGGUGACUCAUUCUUCAUGACUGACAGACCCCCUGAAGAGUUCUGCCUCUCCCCAGAAGCCCCUUCAGAUCUUCUUUCAAUUGAUCUUCUGCACAAGAGAAGUAUGUUGAAAGCUGUGAGUUUGCCAGUGGAUCUCAUAAUGGCUCAUUUCAACUCAAGACGAGACCCAGAAGAAAAGAUCAGACUGGGAAAUAGUUUACUGUGCACCACUAUGAGCUACCUUGUCCUUAAAAAGCUCUGCCCUGCAAUCCAGAACAUCCUUCAAGACGGAUUGAAAGCCUAUCAAUUGGACUUGAUUAUUGGACAACGACGCAACAAACUAUGGAACGUCGUAGAGGCCACUGCACGACCAGGCUCGUCUACCCGACUGUCUGACAGCUUGGUGUCUGUAGUAAAAAAAUGUUCCCAGUUACCAAGUCGCAUGCGGCUCAGUGUCUUUAUCAUAGAUCUGCUAAACUUGCAUGCUUUGGAAUUCUGGAUCCGUCAUUUAUACACAUGCGUUGAUGUUGUGACAGAACACUAUCACCAAUGGGGUUUCUUGGCUCUGGCCCAGGGGCCAACUUAUAGACCACUGUUCCAAGAGCUGCUUCUUUUGCUGCAGCCACUCUCUCUGCUGCCAUUUGACCUCCAUCUUCCAUCCGAACCUCACCUUCAAAGUAAUGAAAAGCAAACGAACAGAGCACCCCUGCCUCAAUGGCUUCUUGGCCAGUCAGCUCAGAUCCUGGAGAUGAGCUCGAUCCAGAAGAACAGCAGGAGUCCAACAGGUCACAGUGAUGCCUUCAGUAAAAGGGUAACUGAUGGAUUUUGGCUCAAUCAGACACCCAUCUCAGAGUGUGAAACACAGAAGAAAGAGGAUGAAGCAACCAGAAUGGAAAACAGUGAGAUGUCACAAUCUUCAUCAAGUCCUCUAGAGGACAAACACUUUAGUGAGCUGCGUUGGGCCAGGCUCUUCGGCUCUAGAGUUGGAACACCAAUUGGCCCACAGAAGGCACAAAAAAACAUGAGUGGACCUCUGAGAAGUAGGCGGCCCUCAGAAUGGCUGAAGCUUGGUGCAUCCAAAGUGGAUCUGCUUGCGCAUUCAGUAUGGACAGGGAAAUUGCCAGAGGCUCAUCUGAAUGGUAACCAUGACGGAGAUACACCAAAUAAAGAUGAAAUAUUAACUCUAAAGAGCCAGCAAAGAGUCUGAUUUUAGCUAGACAGAGUAAAGCACAAUUAAUCCAAAAUAAACUUUACAUAGCCAACCGACUCAUACUGUACAAUCCAAUACAAGUGCACCAUAUCUGUUCCCGGAUGGAAUGCUGCCUUAGUGAUUUACCAAUCAGGACAAGUUGUAUUAUAACUUGGUCUUUAAAAGGUAACAAAAUAUUCACUAGCUUUAAGCAUCAAUGAUGAUGAAAUAAUUUUUUUUAGUUUAAAUGUAUAACACAUAGUACAAUGCAGAGUAUAACAUGAAUGGAUAUUGUCUGCCAGCAAUCAAGCACAAAACUGGAACCGAGGUCCCAAGAUGUCUUUUCCGACCAAACUCUGCACUUUAUCUCUGUCUCAGGUCAUUAGCUGUCAUGUAAAUCUAGUCAUAUAAUUUCUGCUGUUGUUGAACUAGUUGGCAUUAUAAACAAAAUACUUUUCCUCAUAGUCUGUUUGAAAUAGUUUCUGUAACUUAGCCAUGUCCAUGCAUGAUAAAGAAGCAUUAAUGUCUAUGCAUGACAAACUAAUAGUUUUCCUUUUCAGUAUUCUGUGAAUUACAACGGCUGGUUUUAUUGCAUUUUUGCAUGAUGAAAUCAAUUAGAUAGCUACUUUCUUUAAUAAAGAUGCAUGCUAAGUAUCUAUAUAUUAUUGUUUCAACAGCAGGACUAGUUCAGUAGUGAUAUUUGUUGAUGACAUUUGCCCAAGCAUGACCCCUGAUGUUUUUGACAGAAAGACGGACAAGAGCUCAUUGAAGAUGAUGGUUUGAUUAUGAGUGAGUUUUAACGGCAGUGGUUUUUCUAUUUCCUGAUAUUAAAGUUGUGCCUAAUUGGAAACUUGUGAUGAUAAAGAUUUGUUGAGUCCUUAAUGUUUGUAUUGUGUGCUUUUGUGUAUGUGUGUGCAAGAAGAAGGUUAUAAAAAGCAUGUCUUUUGAAAAAAUAGAUUUCUUUUAGUUGACUUGUCAGUGAUCACACCAAUUCCUUUCAAAAUUCCACUU
This is a messenger RNA of Sinocyclocheilus anshuiensis, 4387 nucleotides long. Its product is annotated as iporin-like. NCBI's taxonomy places the organism in Eukaryota, Metazoa, Chordata, Actinopteri, Cypriniformes, Cyprinidae. The record is from RefSeq and is a predicted model, not a curated record. Gene Ontology annotation, cellular component: cytoplasmic vesicle. The transcript is spliced from 11 exons. Bases 152 to 3394 code for a protein of 1080 amino acids.